GUGUAAAAAAGCGACGAAUUUAUGCAUUCAAACCUCUCCGGUUAUUUCAUUAAAUGUAUUGAUGCUUGCAUUAAGUUGGAGUUUCACCGUUGUUCUGUCACAUUCGAGAUUACCGGGACUCCCUCCCUUGUCUGAGUCAGUGAGCGAGUUUUUAGGUUGCGGUCACUGCGGGAGAGAGACCAAGGGGCACGCUGGCAACAGACAAGUUUGAGAUGGACGUCCACCUAUCUGUCAGCUUCCUGCGGGCGCAGCUGGGCGGGACGAUCGAGGAGGCGGUACGGACCGCCGUGGAGACCGUCCUGUGUGAGACGGUCCGACUGCUGGGGGGUCAGCUGGGGGCUCUGCAGGGCGCCAGCGCCGAGAGGGACCAGGAGACCCAGAGCCUGAAGCUGCGUCUGGAGGCCAGUGGGGGUGACUGGAGGGUGGGCGGCGGGGGCUUCUCCGACGCGGAGCUGGGGCUCGGUAAGAAGGCCAGUAAGAGCUCACUGAGCCGGACUGGCGGCGGCGCUCAGAAGCCCGUCAACAAUGGGGGAGUGUCGGAGCCCCCUGUGCUGGUGGAGCAGGGCGACUGCGGGGGAUUUCCUGACCCCUUCGACAUGGUGUCCGCUGGACCCACCGUGGAGGACUUUGAGGACGGGCAGGACAUGGGGCUCCCGACAGACUGGGAGCUGAUGAACAGGGUGUACAAGGCGGAGCACAGUGAGGGCGUGUCCCUCAUAGACGAGGGAGGGACGGCACACUAUGCCGAUGAGUACCUGUUACACGGCCGGGACCUGAAGAUCAUCACUGUGCCCCUGGAGGAGGAGAUGUCCGAGCUGGACGCCUCCGAGCCGCGGGACCACCUGCCUCCGUUCAGCCCAGGUGACGUCAAGAAGGAGCUCCCCGAUGCGCAGACCUCUGCUAUGGUAGAGGAGGCUCCCGUGCUGCCCCUUGGUGGUGAGUGCGGGGAGACGGGGGAGGCUGGCCCGCCGGUGGAGUUCGGGCCGCAGAACUACGUGGAGCAGCUGCGCCUCUGGCUGGAGCGCCUCUGCCCGGAGGUGAUCCGGGAGUACGAGAGGGAUGGCUGCCUGUGCGAGCUGUCCCGCCGGAAGCUCAUCAAGUUCGCCGUGUCCUUCAUCAUGGAUGAGUUCGGCUUCUACCCCACCUCUGCACAGAAGACCAUGUUGGCUGAGCACAUCGUGGAGCUUUUCCCCGCCCUCAGGCUGUGUGUGCCUUCAGCUGGGAUCAACGGCAUUGAGCACCUUUACGACCCCAUGUCGCGGACGGGCUACAUCGAGACGCGGCUGCGCAACUUCCGGCGCACCCUGGAGGCCGACAAGAAGAAGUACGUGCUGAAGCGGCGGCGCGCGGAGCUGGGCCUGGCCGACCCCAAGCCCAAGUCCGAGGAGCAGGCCAGCGAGGAGACCCGCAAGUGGGUGGCCCUGAUGAAGAAGACCCGCCCGCUGAGCAAGAACCUGCCCACCAUCCGCAGCGGCAUGGAGCGCACCUUCGCUGCCCGCCGGAAGUGGAUGAGCAGCAAGCGGCCCAGCGUCAGUGCCGUCCUGGCGGAGUACCCCCGCUUCCUGGACGUUCCCUCCACGAUUGACCUGGAGUUUGAGAAGAUGUUUCCAGGGAAAGGGGAUGCCUUCCUGACCAAGUGGUCCUCCUGUGUGCUGACAAAAGUGCGCCAGAUCGCUGAGCGGGAGAAGCACCCAGAGAUCGCUGCGCUUCUCCAGCAGGCCGGGUCCCAGCAGGGAGAUGCCUGCACUCUUACCAUGCUGAAAGUGCUGAUCCAUUUGCUGCCUCCGACCAACACCGGCAGAGCCUCCCUGCCCACCAAGUGCAGCAUCAAGCAUGCCAUCCGCUACCUGGUGGAUUUCGCCCCUGUGGACACCAAGGUGUCCUCACUGUUCUGUGACCCGGGUCCCCCAGAAGGUCCGGCGCUGAGCGACCAGGCCAAGCCGUACAUUCUUAGCAUGGGGCCCCUGGACACCCCCGGUCGGCAGCUCUACAUCUUGGCCCCCGCCGAGCGGGUGGCGGUGCCCCUUCUGGAGGACAGCUUGAUCAGUGCGGUUGACAAGCUCUUCAAAUUCCUGCGGGUCUUCAACUUGGGCUACCCCAUGCAGUUGAGCUCCCUCUACAGCUUCCUGGAGCACUUGUACGGCAUAGAGAAGCCCCACAGCACCGCCAGUGGCAAGAGGUCGAAAGUGCUGGAACUGGUGUCACGGCUUCACGCGCUCUCCUGACAGAACGCCCGCUGUGCGACUUGAGCUCACCUUUGUGACUUACCUGGUUCUGUUCCUCUUGUCGCAUUUCUUUGCCUCUUCCCUCUGGAUUGUUGCUGGAGGAUUAUUUUGUAAUUACGAUUAGUGUAUUGUAGGCACUUGAAAUAUGGAAUUAAUAUAUACUGCAAGGUUUUCCAUCAGUGUAUUACAGUGAGUUGCAGUUUUCCGGUGUUGGCUAGUAUAA
Molecule: messenger RNA, 2448 nt
Organism: Megalops cyprinoides (Indo-Pacific tarpon)
Lineage: Eukaryota; Metazoa; Chordata; Actinopteri; Elopiformes; Megalopidae
Exons: 9
Coding region: 213-2225 (670 amino acids)
Source: RefSeq, a predicted model, not a curated record